AUGGCCGCUUCCUCCUCCUCCUCGGCGGCCGCGCUGCACCCGGUCACUCACCUGAUCUUUGACAUGGACGGGCUCCUGCUGGAUACUGAGUGUCUCUACACAAAAGUGUUUGAAGAGAUCUGUGGGCGUUUUGGAAAGGCCUAUAGCUGGGAUGUGAAAUCCCUGGUUCUAGGUAGACAAGCCCCAGAAGCAGCAGAGUUUAUUCAAAAUGCUCUAGAUCUUCCAAUAACCAAAGAAGAAUUAUUAAUGGAGAGUAAAAUGAAGCUGGAGAAGAUAUUCCAUACUGCUGAGUUGAUGCCAGGGGUCAGUAAGCUUAUCCAUCAUUUACACAAACACAAGAUACCCAUAGCUGUUGCCAGCAGCUCGAGUGAAGCAUCAUUUCAGACAAAAAUUACCAAACACAGGGACUUAUUUGGUCUUUUUCAUCAUAUUGUGUUGGGAGAUGACCCUGAGUUGAAGCGUGGCAAGCCACAUCCUGAUCCAUUUUUAAUUUGUGCAAAGAGAUUUCACCCUCCUGUACCACCAGAAAAGUGUCUUGUGUUUGAAGAUUCACCACAGGGAGUCAAAGGAGCCCUGGCAGCAGGAAUGCAAGUAGUUAUGAUUCCAGAUGAAAAAUUAAAUCCAGAUCUUAAAAAGGAGGCAACACUGCUGCUGAAGUCCAUGGAAGAUUUCCAACCAGAACUGUUUGGUUUACCAGCAUAUGAUUGA
This is a messenger RNA of Cinclus cinclus, 708 nucleotides long. It is a transcript of the gene PUDP, whose product is annotated as pseudouridine 5'-phosphatase. The record is from RefSeq and is a predicted model, not a curated record. The transcript is spliced from 4 exons. Lineage: Eukaryota; Metazoa; Chordata; Aves; Passeriformes; Cinclidae. Gene Ontology annotation, molecular function: phosphatase activity. The coding region runs from base 1 to 708 and encodes 235 amino acids.